This is a messenger RNA of Centruroides sculpturatus (bark scorpion), 3769 nucleotides long. Its product is annotated as cyclic nucleotide-gated channel rod photoreceptor subunit alpha-like. The coding region runs from base 436 to 3240 and encodes 934 amino acids. The transcript has 5 exons. The record is from RefSeq and is a predicted model, not a curated record. Lineage: Eukaryota; Metazoa; Arthropoda; Arachnida; Scorpiones; Buthidae. Gene Ontology annotation, cellular component: plasma membrane; intracellular cyclic nucleotide activated cation channel complex. Gene Ontology annotation, molecular function: intracellularly cAMP-activated cation channel activity; cGMP binding; protein-containing complex binding. Gene Ontology annotation, biological process: monoatomic cation transmembrane transport.
UAGCAGGCUGCAAGUAUGUGAAUUGGUGCUUCGUGAUGUAGUAGUAGUGGAGCUUCUGAUAACAAAGUAAACCCUUAAUUGGUAGUCUAGACUCCUAAAAUGUCGUUUAUGAUAAAGAUCCCUUCAACUGUCUACAGUUAAGCCUAACGUGAGUCUAUUAUUUAUCUUCAGUCUGUGUACAGUUAACGUGCUCAGUCAGUGUCUAGCAUAGAUGCCUUACCUAAACUUUAAAGAUGUGCAAACCGUGCACACCGUUAUGCAUUCACGUAAAGUAUGUUACUUAUGCCUAAAAUAAAAAGAACAAGAUGAAUAGAGCAUGCGUGGGUAAGAUCGAAAAUCCUAACUUAACGGGUGUGGCCACAAGUAGAAUUCAGGUUAGUAGGGCUGGGGUGUGAACCUUAACAGGUAAUAAAGGUUGAUGUUAAUAUUAUUCCAAUGAUGAAGAAAUUACCGUUGCCUAGUUCCUUGAGGCCGGUUAGAGAUCCAGGGAAGAUAGUGAAGUAUACACCUUGCUCAAAGCAAGAUCAUCAACUGGACGAUGACUUAGACGAAAUAGCUGUAGUGAGUAACGCCGCACCUGAGAAUGUCAAAUAUGGCACAGGUAACGUUACAGCUAACGGACCAAGGGUGGUUCCGGGUAUUAUCACUUCGGGUGGCGAGUUAUCGAGACUUGUAGCAGAAAAGAGCACGAGUAACAUUAGGAUACACACGUCUUCUCCGCUAUAUUCGACUAAAUCUUCUGAAGAUCUAAAAUCCAAAAGCGCCUCACGUCAAUCCUUAUUAGAUUCUGUUAAUAGUAAAGCAACCGAUGGUGAUUCUAAGCGAAUUUCUAAUGAAUUGAUGGCAGCUUACGUCAACAAAGCACACGUGAGUUCUGAUUUAGAGAUUUCUCGAAAGACUAGAGAAUUGAGGAGAAAAGAAAUAAAAAGAGAAUUCGAAAAAUGGGAAACUUCUACCUCCGGUAGUGAAAAGACUGGUUGUAAUUGGUCGUUCGUCUUCGAUCCUUCUGGAAGAUUGUGUUAUUAUUGGUCUAUGAUUGUUAGUGUUGCUUUCCUUUACAAUUUUUGGGUUAUGAUAUAUAGAUUUGCAUUUCAAGAAAUAACUAAAGAAAGUUUAGUGGCUUGGUUUACGCUCGACUACUUAGCCGAUCUUCUUUACAUUUUGGAUAUUGGUUUUCAUUUUAGGACCGGAUAUUUAGAAGAAGGUGUAUUACAAACAGAUUCUACCAAACUCAGACAACAUUAUAUGAAUUCUACUAUGUUUUAUAUUGAUUGUUUAUGUUUACUCCCACUAGACGUUCUAUACUUAUCCAUAGGAUACUAUUCAGUUUUAAGAUGUUUCCGCUUAGUUAAGAUCUACAGAUUUUGGGCAUUUCUAGAUAGAACCGAAAGGCAUACAAAUUAUCCCAACGUUUUCCGUUCUAUAUCAUUAAUUCACUAUUUAUUGGUUAUUUUUCACUGGAAUGCUUGCCUUUAUCACAUUAUAUCAACUAAUGGCGGCUUCGGAUCAAGAAACUGGUUUGAUUUAAGAGACGAAAGGUGCGACGACGUCGUUUGUAAAUAUCUUCACGCUUUUUAUUGGAGUACACUAGCACUUACUACAAUUGGUGAUCUACCGGCACCACGUACUAAAGGAGAAUAUUUAUUUAUUGUGUUACAACUAGUUUUUGGAUUAUUUCUAUUCGCUGCAGUUCUUGGACACGUUGCAAAUAUCGUCACCAAUGUUAGUGCCGCUAGAAAAGAGUUUCAAGCUAAGUUAGAUGCUGUUAAAAUUUAUAUGAGGAUGCGUAGAGUAAACGAUAAUCUUCAGAAUAAAGUCAUUAAAUGGUUUGAUUAUUUGUGGAUGACGCAAAAGUCUUCGGAUGAAGACAGAUCCGUCGGUUGUUUACCAGAUAAAUUAAAAGCAGAAAUAGCUAUACACGUACAUUUAGAUACAUUAAAACGGGUGGAAAUCUUCCAAAAUACAGAGGCUGGUUUCCUGUGUGAAUUGGUGCUUCGUUUGCGUCCGGUGCUCUUCAGUCCUGGUGAUUAUAUAUGCAGAAAAGGAGAAGUUGGUAAAGAGAUGUACAUAGUAAACAGAGGGAGGCUACAAGUUGUCACAGACAAUGGAAAAACCGUACUAGCGACUCUUAGAGCUGGAAGUUAUUUUGGCGAAAUAAGUAUUCUGAAUAUGGGAACGGCUGGAAAUAGAAGAACCGCAUCCGUACGUUCUGUGGGAUAUUCUGAUUUGUUUUGCCUAUAUAAACAAGAUAUGUGGGAAGUCCUUAAAGAUUAUCCUGCUGCCAGAGUUCGACUGGAGGCUAUUGCUGUCAAACGUCUAGAGAAAUAUAAAAAAGAACCUCUGCGUAAAAAUAACUUGGCUCCACCAAUAUGUCCAAGAACUAAUUCUGUGGCAUUCUUGACCAAUGUUGCAAUGGGUCGCAGUCGCAGUACUCCCGGCCUUGUUGAAUCUCGUGGUAAAAUACCAUUGGAAGAAACCCAAUUAGGCCCAACAGAUGUUUGUUCUUCCACAGCAACUAUGUUAUCCGAAACUGAACCUCCCGUUCCUCCAAGAGAUACCAAUAGUCCUUCAACAAUGCGAAGACGUCGAGGAAGUAGCAAUUGUAGUGCCUGCAGUCGAACCAGUAGUCAACAAGAUGAAGAUAGAACUAACCAUUACUACGAACCUUUGGGAAGUAUGCCACAUAUAAUUUAUCCACAUAAUAUGCAAGCUUAUCCCUUAGAACCAGGUUUGGAUAGACGACUAGUAAUUAGCAGGCCUUCAAUUUCACAGACUAAUCUGCUAUCCCCGAUGCCUUCUUCUCCUUAUUAUCCUCAAUCUCCAAUUCCAACGACGCGAGAAGUAUCGCCACUUACAGAUUAUAGUCCUAUGAGUGGGGAGCAUCAUCAUCAUCAUCAUCAUCAUCCUUAUGCGCUUAUGCCUCCCCACUUUCCUCUUUCUAUAUGUGCUCCACCGGCACCUCCACCACCUCCUACAUUGCAAACUAGUCAAAUGCCCAGAGAAUCCAGCCAAGAGGCCUUACUGGCUGAAAUCAAAAGACUUAGAGAAAGAUUGGUCACCCUCGAAGCUGAGAAUGCAACGAUGAGUGUUAAACUAAGCCAACAGCAAUGGGAAGUAGAGAAUAGAUUGGCAGAGAUAGAAAUGCAGAUUUGUGGAGGAACUAACACCCAGAUACCUACUAGUGGUGGUAAUAACAGUAACGGUGACGAUAAUGAAAGAAACAGAGAAUCCAUUAUAUGAACUCCCUGCACAAUGAUGAGAUAAUUUUCCAUCUGUGAUUGAAAGAAACAAAAAUUUUAAUGGAAAAAAAUUUCAUCAAAACAUAAUUCUGUGAUAAUAUCUAUGUUAAUUAAUUGUGCAAACUUGAUGUUUGACUCCUACGAGAUUCCUGCCAAUCAGAUCUCUAAAAUAUUAAGAAAUAAAGGAGAAAACAAGAUAAAUUUAUUUAUCUGAAUUAAAUAGUCCAGGAUAAAAAAAAACUAUAAAAAAUUUGUUUUGAGAUGUCUAGACAUAUCAUAGGUGAUUAAGUAUUGUUUUUCUUAACAUAUAUACAUAUAUAUUUUAAUUAUGUUAAUAUGUUUAAAAUGCACAUUUACAACUCUCUUUCUCCUGUUGCUGAAUUUAUUUUCUUAUUAUAAAAAGUGAGCAUUUGUAUUGUACGUAAUACGUAUUUUUAGAAUUAUAAAAUAUUCUAUUUAUAAUAAUUUAAGAUUUGUAAAUGAUUGGAGUGUACAAUCUUCAGAAAAAUGAAGGUACAGUACCUCUGAUU